Nematostella vectensis (starlet sea anemone) is the source of this 1736-nucleotide messenger RNA. Its product is annotated as surfeit locus protein 1-like. The transcript has 8 exons. Gene Ontology annotation, biological process: mitochondrial respiratory chain complex IV assembly. Gene Ontology annotation, cellular component: membrane; mitochondrion. The record is from RefSeq and is a predicted model, not a curated record. NCBI's taxonomy places the organism in Eukaryota, Metazoa, Cnidaria, Anthozoa, Actiniaria, Edwardsiidae. Bases 159 to 983 code for a protein of 274 amino acids.
GGAUUCAAAUGCUUUCUCCUCCUCUUCGCUGUCUUUGCUUGCAAGAUUUAGCAUAACAAUCUAUUCUACAUCAAGGGUACCUACAACUGCAGUUUUUACACACCGAUUGACUACCAUGAUUUUGAAUUUCUAGGGAUUUGUUGUCAUUACGUAACAAGAUGUUUCGGAUAGGUCAAAGAGGACUCUGUCUAUUACGCUCCAACUUAAAAGGGCUAGUGACAAGAUGUUGUCAAACCCAAGCUCAACAAGACUCUGGGUCUAAGCUCCACCUACUGAUGCUCGUCAUACCAGUGUCCGCCUUUGGACUUGGGACAUGGCAGGUCUUUAGACUUCAGUGGAAACUUGGUCUCAUUAAGUCGCUGGAAGAGAGGACCACCGCGCCACCGCUGGACCCACCAGAAAAUUUAGAUGAUCUUGACACUACUGCACUAGAGUAUCGGCGUAUUCGUCUGACUGGACAGUUCAAUCAUGAGCAGGAGUUCCAUGUGUUCCCAAGAUCUUUGUAUGAGGGUUCUGCUGAGAGUGGAGGCCUUGGGAGGCAACCGAAGUCUGGUGCACAUGUCAUUACACCCUUCACCUUGGCACAAACAGGAGAAACAAUUCUAGUUAAUAGAGGUUGGGUCCCCAAGGCCAAGAUAGAUGCAGAAAAAAGACCAGAAGGACAGGUUAGUGGAGAGGUGACUAUCACUGGCUUCAUCAGGAAGAACGACAAGCGCGCGCCAUUUGCUCCUAAGGAUGACGCUUCAAGGAACCGUUGGCACCACAGGGAUGCUGAGGCUAUGGCGGAGGUGGCGGACUGUCUGCCAAUACAAGUUGAUGCUGAUGCAGCUAGUACCAUCCCUGGUGGGCCGAUAGGCGGCCAGACACGUGUAUAUCUCCGCAAUGAACACCUUCAGUACAUCAUCACCUGGUACGCACUGUCUGCGGCCACGUUCUACAUGUACUAUAAGCUUCGUCGCAAACCCUCGCUGCCCAUAGCAUGAAACGCAGCAAACAACGCAGCAAACAGCGAGAAAACGGCGCGCAGCCAUAGGGCUUGGUCCAUGUCUGUGAUAGGGAUAUUUAAGCUAAAAGAUCUAAUUGUGACCAACGCCAGGGAGAGUAUAAGAAAUUGAGUAUUUCGUAGCCGACGCCAGAUUUCAUCGGGCAAGCUCGCAAAGUCGUUUGAUUAUACUUACAACAGUAGUUCCCAACCUAUAAGAACCUGGAAAUUAAGAACCUGUUAGGCUAACAUUUGGUAUUUUAUACACUUUUAUAUAAGAACCUUGCAGUAAAUGUAUAAGAAAUUGCUCAAAAUGUUUAGGCCAACCUUGUAGAAAGCAGGUUCUUAUAUAUGGGAAACUCCUGUACUUAUCUACUGCUCUUGAGGUCCUUGUUGUUCUGAAUGAAAACGCUCAACAACACCCCGACAAGAAGUAAGAGUUAGGGUUUUUUUGGGGGGAAGGAAGGGGAGUGGGGAGAUUACAUGGAUUUUCUGACUAAAACUUUCAGACUCUCAAUAUGGAUAUCUAGAGCUUUGAAGUUUGAUGUGUGUUUUAUUGACAUCUUUAUGUUAAUUCUAAUACUGUCCCUGGCUUGUUCUUCAACCUAAAAAAUAAAAAUAACAAUGUGAACAAUGUGAAGUUCUUUUAGAGACCCAAUGUAAAGGACAAGCGUGUAACAAGAGGCGAUAAUUAUCUACAGUUAUAUACAGCUGUUUAUAAGGUGUCCUGGAAUAUUAUAACCUAAUUCAUUGA